Molecule: messenger RNA, 2078 nt
Organism: Notolabrus celidotus (New Zealand spotty)
Lineage: Eukaryota; Metazoa; Chordata; Actinopteri; Labriformes; Labridae
Product: solute carrier family 28 member 3-like
Exons: 17
Coding region: 1-1968 (655 amino acids)
Biological process (GO): pyrimidine nucleoside transport; purine nucleoside transmembrane transport
Cellular component (GO): membrane
Molecular function (GO): pyrimidine- and adenosine-specific:sodium symporter activity
Source: RefSeq, a predicted model, not a curated record
AUGGAGCUCAAUUUAUUAGAGAAGAACUGUCCAAAAACGGGUAAAGACAACAAAGCCUUUGAGUCAGAGGACCAGGAUCAGAUUAACACAGACAGCUCUUCAGAAGUCACAGAGGAUGCACGCAGAAACACAAAGCCCCAUAAGAAAAGCCUGCUGGAGAAGAAAAUGGAGACAAUCCAUGGCUGUUUGGCAGAGCACAAAGACCUGAUCUGCCUGAUAAUACACCUGGUUUUAGCAGCAGGAAUCGUUGCCAUAGUGAUAGCAGCGUGUGUGCUGAACUUCCGCCGCGCUGUUGUGCUGCUGGUCAUCUCCAUAGUAACUUUGCUCUUCCUGGUCUGGGAUUGGACAAUGGAACGCUAUGGCGACAGGGUGUGGGAGGAGCUUCAUCCUAUCAGAGUGCGCCUCAAUAGAAACUGGUUCUGGAUCAAAUGGACAAUCUGUGUGUUGCUGCUGGUGGCCAUGGUGUUAUGGUUAGCGCUGGACACAGCCCAGCAGGGGACCAGACAACUUGUGUCAUUCUUUGGUUUGCUGCUCUUUAUCUUCUUAAUGCUGCUGUUUUCCAAACACCCAUUCAGGUGGUCUUGGCGGACUCUUAUUUGUGGUGUUGGACUGCAGUUUGUCUUUGGUCUGCUGAUCCUCAGGACCACGUUUGGUUUGAGGGCACUGCAGUGGCUGGGAAAACUUAUAGAGAAUUUUUUGGCGUUCACAGAUGUUGGGUCGAAGUUUGUUUUUGGUGCAAAAUACACAGAUCACUUUUUCAUCUUCAAGGUGAUGCCAAUAUUGGUCUUUUUAAGCUCUAUCAUCUCCAUCCUCUAUUACAUUGGCUUCAUGCCCUGGCUGGUUUGCAAGAUUGGAUUCCUAAUGCAGGUUACCAUGGGAACGUCACCAGCAGAGUCAAUGGCUGCAGCUGGAAAUAUAUUCUUAGGACAGACAGACACCCCUCUCCUGAUUCGUCCAUACAUCAGUGGGCUUACUGUCUCUGAGAUCCACGCUGUGAUGACUGGAGGGUUUGCCAGCAUCUCUGGUACCAUCUUAGGAGCUUACAUCUCAUUUGGGGUCAAGGCAACUCACCUUUUGACUGCAUCAGUUAUGUCCGCUCCGGCCUCCCUUGCCAUUGCCAAGAUGUUCUGGCCUGAAACGGAGACACCUCGUGUGACAGAAAAUCGUGACGUGAAAAUGGAAAAAGGAGAAAGCACCAACCUGUUAGAAGCAGCAUCCCAGGGUGCAUCUUGUGCUAUUGGUUUAGUGGCCAACAUUGUUGUCAACAUCAUUGCCUUCAUGGCACUGUUAGCCUUUUUGGACUCUGCUCUCUCCUGGCUGGGUGAGAUGUUGGACUAUCCACAGCUCAGCUUCUCGCUCAUCUGCUCGUAUGUCUUCAUGCCUCUCUCCUUCAUGAUGGGUGUUUCCUGGGAGGACAGUUUUAUCGUUGCUGAGCUGAUUGGCAUAAAGACAUUUAUCAAUGAGUUUGUGGCAUAUCAGAAGUUGUCAGAGUUAAUAAAGAGGCGGACAGCAGGAGGGCCUGAAUAUGUGCACAAUGUGAAGCAGUAUAUUUCUGUCCACUCUGAAACCAUUGCCACCUAUGCAUUGUGUGGAUUUUCCAACUUUGCAUCCCUGGGGAUGUCAGUUGGAGCAUUGUCGGCGAUGGCUCCAGACAGACGUGCUGACAUCUCCAGUUGUGGUCUCAGGGCUCUGAUUGCAGGCAGCGUUUCUUGUUUCAUGACAGCUUGUAUCGCAGGUGUGUUAUAUGUCCCUGAUCUACAUUGUCCACGUUACCUGAACACCGAGUUCAACAAUACCAACGUGACCCUCAGCUCACAACUGGUCACCUGCUGCAAACUACUAUAUAACAGUGUCACGGUGUAUGAGCCACUGAACGUGACGAUCGAAGGUGGAUUCAGUGACAGGAGUCUUGAGGGCUGCUGCACACUGUCACCCACUACACACUUCAACUGCAGUCUGGUGCUGUGAGUCACUGUGAACAAAUACACUCCCCUCAGUGGAGCCCUGUGAUUUGCUUAUACUGUACAGUGAUGUAUGAUGAUAUGAUGAAUUUUUUAAUAAAACAUCUUGUGGAAAUA